Messenger RNA from Jaminaea rosea, 732 nucleotides. RefSeq lists its product as hypothetical. Bases 1 to 732 code for a protein of 243 amino acids. NCBI's taxonomy places the organism in Eukaryota, Fungi, Basidiomycota, Exobasidiomycetes, Microstromatales. The record is from RefSeq and is a predicted model, not a curated record. The transcript has a single exon.
AUGUCAACAUCUCCUCAACUCUCCAGCUCAACAAGCGCUACCAGCGCCUCACCCAGCAUGCGGACCGGAGACGGGCCCAUGACAUUCGACCCACGCGCAGACCUCGCGCAACAGCUUCGGCCCUCGAACGAGACUGGUCGAUACACUACUUCCAGCUCAAGGACCUCUUGGACUCUUUCAUCCUCGCCGCCCAAGAAGAACCCGACCGAGACGCGCAAGGCGCUCAGUGUCUCCCCGCCUUCUUACGAUGAUGCCACGGCGAGCACAGGCAAAGUGGAGCGCCGCGACGACAAUGACAACGAUGAUGCUGUCCUUCAAGAUCUGAUGGGCAAGUACGGCAUGGGCACCACGAUGAUGUGCCCCAAGGUGCCCGACUUUGAGGAUGCGCACAAGGACAAGCAGAAGAAGGGCAAUACCACGCCCAAGGCCAACUCCAAGUCUCAGAACCGAGAAGUCGACCCAGACGACGCUGCUCUCCAGGCUUCGAUGGGCAAGUACGGCAUGGGAACGAGCAUGAUGUGCCCUGUCUUGCCCAACUUCGAGGCCAAAGCGAAGGACAAGGGCAAGGAAAAGACCAAGCCCAAUCGCACCUCGUCCAGCUCAUCUUCCGUAUCUGGCUCUUCAAGCUCUUCUCGCUCGAGCGUGCGAUCCAACCUCUCUGCAGCUUGGAAGCGCGUCAAGGAAUACUCGCCUCCUCAGACUUCCCUCGAGUACCUGGCCAACAAGGGGUGA